CCCUGGUGACGUAGGCAAAAGGCCCUUCUUACUACGUAGGAAAGGGAGGGUGGUUGUAGUCUUUAUGUUGGGUGUGAGGGUCGGGGGGCUGCCUGGCGAUUGAACCCGGAAGCGAAGGCGUUAGUGGCAGCGUCAGGUGUCGCGGUUCGGUUCGAGAGAGCGUCUGAGGCGGGUACGCGGUGUGAUUCUUUUAAGAACCUGAUUGAUUUCAGUGUCCUGAAGACAAAGGGUCCAGUUUGUGCUCACAUUGCUAAGAGGCUUGGGGAGAAGAAGAUAUGUUCAACCUUUUCCGAAAAAGCCAAGACUCUAAGAAGGUGUCAUUGCCAGAAAGAGAGGCAGAUGGAUUUGUUCUUUUGGGUGAUACAAUUAAUGAACAGAGAAGAGCAUCUAAAGAUAAAAAUUCAUUUCCAGAAGCAGGACCUACAUACAGUCAACCUGUUCAGGUCAGAUGCAGUGUUGUCUCUGCUGGAGAAGAUUCAAUUUUACUGGAUUUGUUGCUCUCUGUGUGUGUCUUUCUAAAUCUUGAGGGAGACCAGCUGGGUGAGCUAGGUCUCACAAUUCAUGUGGAAGACUACAUAUGGCUCACUGGAACUUCCUUGGAGCAUUUGGUACAGCAGACUGUGGAAAUGGCAGAGACAGAAAUGCUCUGUGACCUGGGACAAGUGGAAAACUAUCUGCUGUCAACGGAUGCCCAGUCUCUGAUGCAGGACCUCCCAUUUGAUAGCAAGGCGCUCUUUGCAGACCAGACGGACGUCAGGCUGCAUGAGAUGAAAGAUUCCUGCACCACCUUGCAGACCUGGGGCCUCUACGUCUCCCCGGCUAAAGACAAGGCCAAAUCGCUCCCAGCGGCUCAACCUGAGAGGAGCAGAUAUGAGCCCCCAUACAAAAGACCCAGAGACCAGAAGCGUCGGUCUCGGCGGCAGUCCUGCUCUGUCCCACAGCCUGGACCAUCUGAGGGUCCUUCAGAAGGUGAAAGCGGACAAGGUGGAAGUCAUUCUCAUAGCCCAGAUGUGGGCCUGCCAACCCUGGUACGGGCUCCUCCUGCGCCUCUUAGCGGCCCCUCCGAGGACUCUAUUGCUCUGCCUGGACCUCAUUUCCCAGGAUGGAGGGUGCCUCUUCCAUCCCAAUCUGGCCGCACUCCGCCUGACAGCGUGGAUGCUCCAUGGCUGAAUGAGGAGGAGAACAGGUGUUUGGAGCAGUCCUCUUCAGCCUCAAGUCCACAUUGCAUAUCUUCGCUCCUGGCAGAAAACACACCCUUCUGUCCUCCGGAUCAGCCAAAUACAGAAAAACAUUCACAUUUGACUGUAGUGAGUGCUGAGGAGGGAAAUGAAACAAGUCAACAUUUGGAAAGCAAUCAUUUCAUGUCAGAGUUCCUCAAUGAUGUACCCUUCACCCUAGCACCCCAUGUGCUAGCAGUACAGGACAUCUCUAAUGGCCUUCCAGACCAGUUGCUCUCCUACAACAUCAGUGAUAAUUUAUCAAGAUUUUGGUAUGAUUUUACACUUGAAAAUUCAGUGCUUUGUGAUUUGUAAUAUGUCCUUAUCUUUCUGUCCCUUUGAAUGUGCACCGUGACAACUUGAAGAUAAUUACACAAAUAUUUUGUUUUGUAACUUAACUGCUUAAAUGUUUUUGUGGUAUGCCAUUUAUAUAACACAUGCAUAAAAACUAAAAUAAUUAAAAUCUCAUACUGUUUUAUUCCUUAACAUAUCAUCUUACAUUACACUUAAGUAACUUAUCAGAAAUACUGAAUUUGUUCCUAAAGUAGUCAAGCAGAACUAUUAGUUUUGUUUAAUCCUGAGUAAGAGAUCCAUCUGUUAAUACAUUAAUUGGUGACUGUCAAUAAGUGGACUGUAAAUGCACACAUUUCAUUAUUCUUACCUGUGAUGUCAUGGACUUCUGCAGCAUUUGAUAUUUUACUCUGAUGCCACAAAUGCAAAGCCUGUUGUGCAUAUUUCUAUUUAGACUAUCUUUGCUUUUUCCAGGGAUGGAAAUGAAUGUCGAUUGUAAAUGAAGUCAUGCUAUUUUGCAUUACAAUAGGCAACUGAUGCUCCAGUCUCAAAUGCUGCAUUUUAAACUUCUGAGGCAAGUUUACAGGUUUAACUUUGUUAGUAUGACUGAGUAGAUUUUACUAUACUCAAAACGAAAAGCUAGUCAGCUUCUCCGUUUUUCCAGUAGACCUUGCUGUUCAUCUUACCAGGUCACUUCAGUCUCUCUUUCUCUGUCUUUCUCAAGGGUUUUCUCUCUAACUGCCCUGCAUUUGCUGUUUUUUCUCGUUGUCACAUGUGUUCCUGGUUUAUGCAUAGAUCAGUUUUUCCUUUUUAACCUUUGUGCCCCCUAAAGAAAGAAAUCUCAGGAUAUGUACUUUUAAUGGCCAUACCCUUGUGUUUUUUUUAAUUGUGGCCCAAAGAUACAGAUGGCAGUGUUUAACUACUACAAAACAUUAAAUUGUUCCAUACCCAACUAAAUACCUAAAAAUUCAUUUCAAGCCUUGAAUAUGCAUAUUUUAUUAUAGCUAAAACCUAACUAAAUUGCUGUUGCCCAAUGAACUGCUCACUGAAGUCUUUUAUGGGUUGUGUGAAGAAUUCUCUGUGCCAUAUGCAAGAUUAAAUUUGUUUUGACUAUCAGGAAAAAAAUAUUUUUACUGUGCCAACUGUAAGUGGGUAUUUUCAUAAGAAAUGCGUGACAUAGGAUAUUUAUAUAGAUUUUCACGUGUGUGCUUUUAAGAUGUUUGGGAUAAUAAAUACCCCAAACGAUAGAGAAGCUGUGUUGUAAGUACAUUUUGGUUUGUUAAAUGAUCAUACUUUCUCAGAUUUUUUUUCUGGAAAACCUAUGCAUUUCAUUAGUUUGUUUGCAGUCUGUAUCUGUUAAGUUUAUAAAUAUGCUUUGAGCUACUUGUUUUCAGGGAAAGUAUCUAUUGCACUUAAAUAAAAGCUGUGGUUAAAUAAUGUA
Molecule: messenger RNA, 2949 nt
Organism: Gopherus flavomarginatus (Mexican gopher tortoise)
Lineage: Eukaryota; Metazoa; Chordata; Testudines; Testudinidae
Gene: UMAD1
Product: UBAP1-MVB12-associated (UMA) domain containing 1
Exons: 11
Coding region: 276-1532 (418 amino acids)
Source: RefSeq, a predicted model, not a curated record